Procambarus clarkii (red swamp crayfish) is the source of this 453-nucleotide messenger RNA. RefSeq lists its product as uncharacterized. The record is from RefSeq and is a predicted model, not a curated record. NCBI's taxonomy places the organism in Eukaryota, Metazoa, Arthropoda, Malacostraca, Decapoda, Cambaridae.
AUGCCCACACCCACAAGACAUGCCCACACCCACAAGACAUGCCCACAGCCACAAGACAUGCCCACAGCCACAAGACAUGCCCACAGACACAAGACAUGCCCACAGACACAAGACAUGCCCACAGACACAAGACAUGCCCACAGCCACAAGACAUGCCCAAAGCCACAAGACAUGCCCACAGCCACAAGACAUGCCCACACCCACAAGACAUGCCCACAGACACAAGACAUGCCCACAGACACAAGUCAUGCCCACAGCCACAAGACAUGCCCACAGCCACAAGAAAUGCCCACAUCCACAAGACAUGCCCACAGCCACAAGACAUGCCCACAUCCACAAGACAUGCCCACAUCCACAAGACAUGCCCACAGACAUUGUAUGCCUCAAGGAUACAAUUCUGCUCACAAGAUGAGUGUUCACAGAGGAUCAUAUCGUCAUAUGAAAGAUGUUUAA